AGAAAAGGGGGUCAAUCCAGAGACCUCACGGUUAAGAAUGGAGAGGAAAAGAUGUUCGAGGAAAAGUACCAGACAAGAAACGGCGCCUCCCGCUGCCACAGCAGAAAAAUCACAGCCUGGUGCAUCCCCCCAACAACAUAUAAGAAGAAGCUCCGCCCGAUGUCAUUCGCGCAUCAAAGAGGAUCCGCCGCCGGGCUGCCUUCCGCCCGCUUAGUUCGCUUCUUCCUUCUACCCCACUUCCCCACUCCUCAUUUACCGGGUCGCUCUCUGCCCCCCUUUUUCCCGCCGAAAACAGGAAAACCACUUCCUUUUUAUCUCCUUUUACUCUCGCCGCUUCCGCUGAAAACUACGUGCUGCCAGCGAUCCGCCCACCUACCUCCGCCCACCACCCGUUCAACAAAACUCCCCCCUCCUACCGAAACAAAAACCCUUGGAAAGAUCUCUCCUUGAGAUCGUUUCCGUUCUUGUUCUUUUCUUGGUUUCUUGACCCGCAUGACGGAUCUUUGGUUGGUCUGAGGUGGGGGCGAGCGAUGGCUGUGAAGGCGAUUGGGACGUGGGUUGGGGGGUUCUACCAGACGGGGCGGAGAGAUGUUGGAAGUUGGAGUUCUGGUGCCGGUGCGGCAGCGCGUCCGAAUUGGAGGUUGGAGGUGUCGAGAGCCGAAGGGAGGUUGGAGUGCGCGGGAGUCUGCGUGAAGCCCGUGGAGGAUGUGAAGAGUGUGGAAGAUGAGGACUUGUCAUCCGCGUGUCCUUCAUCGGAGGUUGCUGGAGGGGCGGGGAAUGGGGGUGCAGAGGAGCAGCCCAGGAGGUUGAACAGGGAUCUCCCAAAACCAUUAUCUUUAACUGAUCUAACUGUUUCUAGCCAUGGAUCUAAUGUGCGUGUAGCAUAUCAGGGCUCUCCGGGUGCAUUCAGCGAGGCAGCUGCCCUCAAAGCAUACCCACAGUGUGUAGCUGUGCCCUGUGAACAGUUUGAAGUUGCGUUCAAGGCUGUUGAACUUUGGCUAGUUGAUAAAGCAGUUCUUCCAAUUGAGAAUUCUGUAGGCGGAAGCAUUCAUAGGAACUAUGACUUGCUUCUAUGCCAUAGGUUGCACAUUGUGGGUGAGGUGCAGAUGGCUGUUAAUCACUGCCUUAUGGCUCUGCCAGGCGUGCAAAAGGAGGAGCUAAAACGCAUUUUAAGCCACCCGCAGGCACUUGCUCAGUGUGAGAUUGCACUGGGCAAGUUAGGUGUUAUUCGAGAAACCGUUGAUGAUACUGCUCUUGCGGCUCAGCUUGUAGCCUCAAAUGGUUUAAAGGAUGCUGGAGCAAUUGCAAGUGCCCGAGCUGCAGAAAUAUAUGGGCUUAAGAUAGUUGAUGAAACGAUUCAGGAUACCUCCGAGAACAUUACUCGUUUUCUUAUUUUGGCCAGGGAACCUAUAAUUCCUAGAACAGAUAGACCCUUUAAGACAAGUGUUGUCUUCACUCUUGAAGAAGGUCCUGGAGUAUUAUUUAAAGCCUUGGCGGUAUUUGCAGUGAGGAGUAUUAAUCUGACAAAGAUUGAAAGCAGGCCACAAAGAAAGCGCCCUUUAAGGGUGGUUGAUGAUUCAAACUAUGGCACUGCAAAGUACUUCGAUUAUCUAUUCUACAUUGAUUUUGAAGCGUCGAUGGCUGAGCCUCGUGCACAAAAUGCCUUGGCUCACCUGCAGGAUGCUCAUAAUUGGCUAUGGUUUGGAUUCGCGGGAAAUUGCAACGUUCCUUCGAGUUCUUGGCUCUUAUCCGAUGGACACAUCAUCUCUGUAAACAUCUUCCUUUGUGGACAUAUGCGCUGUCUAUAUUGCUGUGUCAGGACCCAGACAAAGUCAGUUCAUACACAAGUUCUUUACUGCCAGGCUUUACCCAAGCAGGCUGAGCAAGGGGACUGUACUAGCAGCUAUGAACUGCACAAGUGUCUGACUGCAACAUCUUUCUUCUUUCUAAGUUCACGUCGAGCCUUUGUGAGCUUAUCAUUCAGCUUCAUCAACACUUGUAUAUGAUCAAAUUAUUUUUUAAACUUACUAUGCCUCUUUGAUGCCAUUGAGAUUUUGGAAUGCAGCAACCCCCCAAGAGGAGAUUAAGCAGCUGAUUGGCCGAUCAUUGGUUUAAACUUGUUCACAGGACUGCCAAGAUACCUCUCAAAUUUAUCAUCUUUUUUGCUUUCCAUUCAUUUACCUUCAAUCAUAGGUAUUAUCCCAAAAAUGGGGUCCUUGACGCAUGUGUUAAGCAUGUGUUUUUUUUCCUAAUAUUUGAGUCUCGGUUGUCUGAUUUGGUGCACCAGAUCUUAAAGAGAGACUUAUAAAUUUGCUCUGGCACUAGUUUCAUGAAUUUAUUAUUCUUGUACUUGAAUGUUGAAAUUCUAUGACGUGCUGUUCUUGCUUUUGUUGAUGCAACAUUAUGAAUGCCUCUAAUUGGUGCAUUUUGUCAUUCUGAUUUAUAUUAACUAAAAUUCUUAGUUUAUCU
Molecule: messenger RNA, 2469 nt
Organism: Elaeis guineensis (African oil palm)
Lineage: Eukaryota; Viridiplantae; Streptophyta; Magnoliopsida; Arecales; Arecaceae
Source: RefSeq, a predicted model, not a curated record